Molecule: messenger RNA, 1566 nt
Organism: Pseudocercospora fijiensis CIRAD86
Lineage: Eukaryota; Fungi; Ascomycota; Dothideomycetes; Mycosphaerellales; Mycosphaerellaceae
Exons: 15
Coding region: 1-1566 (521 amino acids)
Source: RefSeq, a predicted model, not a curated record
AUGCUGGCUGCGAACGCCGACUCGGGCGCAGUUCGGGACGUGUUCUGCGGGGCGGAGGAAGCUGGUAUUCGUGGUGACAACUUGGUGAAGAUUUCGUUCGGGCAUACUUCUGCAUUUGGCUUGACCGACCUCUGUCUGCGCAUACUGAAACUAAUUAUUAAGCUUCCAAGGCAGCCAUUCGAGGACGGCCAAAGCAAAGCUGAUAAUCAUUUUCAAGCCAUACCAAGACUCCACUGCUGUCUGUCUGGCGAGUUCGCACUUUCGCACUUUCGCAUAAAGUCGGUGCAUGAUGCGCCGUCGCUGCACUCCUGUCUCAUCACUAGCCACGAAUUAUUAAUGUACGCAGCGAGAGGUGCAUACCAUGUGCUUCUUCCUUCCAAUCCAUCCAGCCAUGUGAGGUUCCUCUCAGGCUUGUGGCGUGCGGAAGCCAUGUGCUGCCAAGGAAAGGAUGUGCCGAUCAUGGGACAAACCUACAGUCCUUUGUACGGUGAACAGCAUCCACAUCCACGGCGGCUCGUAGGGCACACGAUGGAGUCUCUUCUGGAAUACCUAUGUACAUCCCUGGUAUCCGUUCCGUCUGAGAGCAUCCCGUAUCCUCCUGACGCUGCUGGUAAUAUGUAUCCCACGUGCCUCCGACGACAUGGUACAUAUGAUGGCCACUGGCUUCAGCUCUGGGCCAAGCGUGUUGUCUCUGCUCCAGCGACCAUGCAAGCGUCCGGUGUGAGUGUGAGAUGCAUGAUUCGAAUCUCCUCGGCACCGAAAGGAAACAAGGCACAGGUACAUACAAGCAGGAAUCAUCUCACCCCGAGAUAUAGGCGGCGCGGCAAACUCCUGGGUGGCGGAUAUCCUGAAGAACGAAGAACGAAGCACGACCACGCCGAAUGUACGCUUCCCUACGCUAUGCCGUUCCCAACGCUAUUGUAUUGUCUCGCAUGGCGGCUGUCCUUGGAAUGGCAUGGCGGUAAGGGCCGUUCUACAGUAUACGGCUUUUACGCCUGCCAAUCUGAUUCCCUAGCAAGAAAAUAUGCUAACGCAGGCGUGAAACAUGCGCGCUUCCACGCAUACAAGAAAUUCCCGAAGCGAAGGAUGCACCAACUGUCCUCCGUGCAUCAGCGGGCCAUUCCAAGAAGAUGCACUGCUCAUCCAGCAACAACAUGCAUGAGACAGUUGCUGCGCGUCCACCCGCAGUCCAAGCACACAUGCUCACCCACAACUCCCGGCGUCGAUCUGUUCAUGCUGUUCGAAAAGGCAGAAGCUCCGAUUGAGUACCGCCCCGCCCCGCCGCGCCCUUGCUACCACCACGUUACCCUGAUUGCACGCGAGCGAACAGCUGCAUCUUCUGGCCUGCAAAGGGGUGAAUACUGGUUGGCGGCGAAUGCCCUUCCCUACCGAGUAGUCGUCGAUCACGGCCUAUGUAUCGAGUUUCAUAUCAUCGCCGCAAACCAACGACUCCACAAAUUCCCCGUCGAAGCCUGCCGCCACGACUUGCUGACAUUUGCUGCCUUCCGUGCAACCUUCGUCGAGACGCUUUAUCGUGACCCUUGCCAACGCCUCCACUUUGGUUGA